AUGCCUCGCCAAUUCUUCGUCGGUGGUAACUUUAAGAUGAACGGUGUGAAGGAGAGCAUCACCAGCAUCGUUAAUAACCUCAACGCCGCCAAGCUCGACUCUACCACUGAGGUCGUCAUCUCCCCCCCCGCCCUCUACCUCACCCUCACCCGCGAGCUCGCCGACUCCAAGAUUGGCGUUGCCGCCCAGAACGUCUUCGACAAGCCCAACGGUGCUUUCACCGGUGAGAUCUCUGUUGAGCAGCUCAAGGACACCAACAUCAACUGGGUUGUCAUUGGUCACAGCGAGCGUCGUGUCAUCCUGAAGGAGACUGACGAGUUCAUUGCCCGCAAGACCAAGGCUGCCAUUGACGGUGGUCUCUCGGUUAUCUUCUGCAUUGGUGAGACCCUUGAGGAGCGUGAGGCCAACAAGACCAUUGAUGUCGUCACCCGCCAGCUGAACGCUGCCGCUAAGGAGCUCUCCAAGGAGCAGUGGGACAAGGUUGUUGUCGCCUACGAGCCCGUCUGGGCUAUCGGUACCGGCAAGGUCGCUACCACCGAGCAAGCCCAGGAUGUCCACGCCGAGAUCCGCAAGUGGCUCGGUGCGAGCGUCUCUGCUGCCGCUCAGGAGGGUGUCCGUGUUAUCUACGGUGGCUCCGUCAGUGAGAAGAACUGCCGUGAGCUCGCUCAGCAGCCCGAUGUUGACGGUUUCCUCGUUGGCGGUGCCAGCUUGAAGCCUGCCUUCGUCGAAAUCAUUAACGCUCGCAUCUAA
Penicillium malachiteum is the source of this 750-nucleotide messenger RNA. Its product is annotated as triose-phosphate isomerase TPI1. Gene Ontology annotation, molecular function: triose-phosphate isomerase activity. Gene Ontology annotation, cellular component: cytosol. The record is from RefSeq and is a predicted model, not a curated record. NCBI's taxonomy places the organism in Eukaryota, Fungi, Ascomycota, Eurotiomycetes, Eurotiales, Aspergillaceae. Gene Ontology annotation, biological process: glyceraldehyde-3-phosphate biosynthetic process; glycerol catabolic process; gluconeogenesis. Bases 1 to 750 code for a protein of 249 amino acids. The transcript is spliced from 5 exons.